CGAGAGAUCAGAGACAACCGCAGAGUUGUGGGAACUUUACUAUAAGGUUUUUGAUUUCCUAAGGGAACACACAAAAUGACAACCAAUCAGGAGCCGCAGUACGUUCACCAUCUAGAGCCACCGUGUGCUCCUUCAGCACCUCCUCUGGUCCAAUACUCAGACCCCAAGAACAAAGGUGUUAGACACUGGUGUGGCCGCUACUUUAUGGCUAUAAUCUAUAGCCUGCUUCUCCUGCUACUGGUGGCCGGUGUCCUCUUUGGUUACUACUGGUCGUCUCCCUGCGUAAGGGGCGUGGCGUGUGGCGACGUCGGCUGUGUCUGGAAGUCCCAGUGGUGUGACGGCGUCAGAGACUGUCGGGGGGGCCAGGACGAAUCCUCCUGCUUGAGGCUGUACGGACCCAGCUCCCUCCUGCAGGCCUACUCCUCACAGACCGGCUCCUGGAGGAGCGUGUGCUCCCAGGGCUGGACGGACCACCAGGGGCGGGCCAGCUGUCAGCUGAUGGGAUACGACCGGAGCACCUAUGUGGCGUCAGGGCAGAAGCAGGGGGGGUCUGCCCGGGGGUUCUUCACCGCCAGACCUGGGUGGAGCCCCGAAGUGGCCUUUCUCCAGCAGCUUGUCCUCAGUGAUACAUGUCCCGGCAACAGACUGGUGACCUUGCGUUGCAUCGACUGUGGCAGGGGGACGGGGGGCUCUGGCCGUCUGGACCAGCAGCCGCAGGGGGUCCGGGGGGACUGGCCCUGGGUGGUCAGUCUGCGGUUGCGGGGCGUGCACCGCUGUGGGGGAGCCAUCAUCACCCCCCACUGGGUGGUCACGGCAGCACACUGUGUGGUGAGUGACCUCCACCCUGAGGACUGGACUGUGUAUGCUGGGGUACAGAAGUCCAGGGACAACCUGUUCAGCCCCCCCCACUCUGUGAGCAGCAUCGUGGCUCACGAGGGCUUCAGCAGACGGACCAUGCAGAACGACAUAGCCCUGGUCCAGCUGUCCGGGCCCCUGAACAUCACGGUCUCUAGUGAUAUCGGAGCUGUGUGUCUCCCCAACACGGGAGUGUACAUCGUCCCAUCUCAGAACUGCUCUGUGUUGGGGUUCGGUGGAGCGCCAAAUGAAGACACUCUGCGCCUGAUGGAGGCUGCUGUAGAGCUGGUGGACGGCGAGACCUGUAACAGCUCCCACGUCUACGAAGGCAGGAUCACCCAGGAUAUGAUAUGUGCUCAACGUAUGAAGGGGGAACACGGCAUAUCCCAGGGUGACAGUGGAGGCCCUCUGGUGUGUGCGGAGGACGGUGUGUGGAGUUUGGUGGGGGACGCAAGCUGGGGAGGGCAGGACGACCUGUCCAACAAACCCGGUGUCUUCGGCAACGUCAGCCAUUUCCUGGGCUGGAUCCACCGACAGAUGAAGAAGUCUGACGACGAAUCCAUUCUGGCGUCUUGAUUGGGUAGCGUAAUAGUUUUUAGCAAUAUUUUUGGGCUGAUAUUCAAGCCCAUGAACCUUUGUACAGAUGUAUUUUUUUACUUGUAUUUAAAUGCCAUUUUGUUGUAUUAAGUAUUUGAAAAGCAAAAUGCAUUGUAGUUUGUAUGAGUAGUAUAUUGUAAGGCCCUGGUUAGUCAAAAGCUCAAGGUAAAAUGUUAUUGUAUUCGUAGAUUAAAAGUUGUUAUUAUGAAGCAUCCUUAUUUUUCCUGUCAGCAUAAAGUGAGUGCAGAUUGUACCCAGAUAAUAAUGAGGUACCAUGAGCUAACACAGGGUGUCACUCCCAAACAUAAAGCCACUGAGAAAUGAAUGCCCUCCAUUGUUUGCACACAAAUACAAUAUCUGGAUUUGAGCGAUCUUCCUGAUUCAGUUUACUCAUAUUUAUUUAAUUGAAGUGUUCAUUUUGGCACAGGAAAGAAACUCACUCUACACUUAAAUUGGACCUGCUCAAAUGGUUGUGAAGUUUUAAAACAUACUUUUGGCACACAAUAGGAUUUCAUAGUGUUCCACAAACUCAUUCUCGGGUCACAUGAUCAAAUGCACAAAGCCGGUUAAGCUGCCCAUGUGAUGUAUUGCACCAUCUUAGCUGUGGUAUUACAGUUAAGACCUGUUUUUUAAGGGAGGUAAUGUAAACUUAGUGUGCGGAAUUCAUUGUUUAUAAAAGCAAAACUGGUCUGAAACAUGGUGGCGAAAAGACAUAGCUAUACCUGGUCACUGUCCUUAACAGUGAGCCGGUGGCUUUGAACAUUUCAGUGCAACAGGCCUGGCUGCCCAAACCGGACGCUUUUUGUUUAUCGGCUUUCAACACAUUCUUUGGCAUGUAAUUGUGAUUUGCAUAAUUACUAUGGUACAAAUAUGCCGUGGGGAAUUUAAGGACCAUAGUCACCUCCAAAAACCAAUCAAAAUAGUUCAUUAUGAAAUUCUACACAGUGUUAGUACAAUUAAAGUGAAAAUGUAAAUUAAAAAAAAGAAGAAUUCCUCUGAAUUACAGAGACUCCACACCCAUGUUAUCAGCAUUAAAUGCAAAGUGCAAUUAAGUUAAGUCUCAAGUCAUUGAUCAAUUCCUCCACACAAGAGGAGCACUUGGACUUAAAUGUAUUACAAGCAGUGUGUAGACAUCAUCGAUUUUUCAUCCCAAUGCCUGUAACAAGCAUCUCACCGGAAGAUGUUUACAAUAGAAAACGUAUAUAAAUACAAGGCACUAAAUAGACUCCUUCAUGUCAAAAAUUAUUCUUAGCCCUUACACAUAUACAAUAUUAUUCUUCAUGGUACAAUCUCCCUGGAAGGAGACUCAGAGAAUUCAUUGGAAAACUCGCCUUACAAAUGAACGGCCACUCGACUUGAUUAGCAGUGAUUUCACAAGUCGUCCAAAGUGACGCGUUUGGCUUGACCCUGAAAGGGUCCCGAAAAAGAGAACUAGAAACCAGGUCUGCCAACAGCGUACCAGCUACAGUCUGGCCGA
This is a messenger RNA of Gadus chalcogrammus (walleye pollock), 2929 nucleotides long. RefSeq names its product transmembrane protease serine 2-like. Gene Ontology annotation, biological process: proteolysis. Bases 76 to 1431 code for a protein of 451 amino acids. NCBI's taxonomy places the organism in Eukaryota, Metazoa, Chordata, Actinopteri, Gadiformes, Gadidae. The record is from RefSeq and is a predicted model, not a curated record. The transcript is spliced from 13 exons. Gene Ontology annotation, molecular function: serine-type endopeptidase activity; protein binding. Gene Ontology annotation, cellular component: membrane.